AUGGCCCUACUUCGCAAACUGCUCGGGCUUCUUUUACUGCCCAUCGUCGUCCAAGCCCAUGGCAGCCCUAAGGCGGAUAUCCGCGCCGACACCAAUCGAGACGGCCUCGUGGAUCUCGCGGGCGACUCGGAUCUCAACGGGAAGAGCCACUGGACCGAGACUCGCGGCGCCCUGUUUCUGCCAAACAUCGGCGAUACGGAUAGGAGAUGCUCGCGGGAGGCUCUUGUCGGUCCUCGGUUGAGCAACGCCCGGCUGGAUGACUGUCACGACGCCGCCGAUGACAUCCAGCGAGCACCCGAAUUGAUGGCCGUCGUUCGAACGGUACCCAUGUCCGGCCUGUCGAGCAACGCCACCGGGUCUAUUUCAAUUGCGGAAGAGGUCGCGCGCGACAACGUGCGUAUUUUCCGUCCGGACGGCAGCAGUUGGGUCUAUGUCGGCAGUAACCAUACCUUCGGCCAGGACGAGCUGACGGCCGGACUUACCCUCGGAGUGGAUGGUCGCGAUACGCGCCGGCCCGGGGGCUGGGAUGGCCGGGUGACGCUGCAGUUCACCGUGCGCCAGGGUGACUGGCAUUCUAGUGACACUGUUCAGCUGCGCGUGGCGCCGGUGCUCGUCCACCACCACCUGCAGCGCGUGGGGCAAGUACUGGCCGUGCGAGGGAAUGCGAGUGCCUCACCGUGGGUGGAUCGGUAUUCUCAUGACCUUGCCCUGGUUGUGCGCGAGGCCGGACUAGCAGCUGACAUACACCUUUUCGAGACCGGCGAGGACGUCUGGGUGCAGGAUUUUGUCGAGCCCGGGUUUGCCACCAUGCCAGGCCCCGACGGCCCCGUCGCCAUCCGCAUCAUGAUCCGGUCGCCGCAGGACGAGCGUGUGGCCGGACGGCAGCUAUUUGAGAGUUUUCGUCGCUCCGGAGUCGGUGCCGUUCAGCAUUUGGGCGGCGCGAAUGAGGAGAUCAACUCUGGCGGCAACGUCGAAGCGGUGCCGCCCCAUAGCCUGAAUGGUCGUGCCUGGCCAGCCGGUCGCGUCCUCAUGGGUGCACACGGGGCUCGGCAGCACCACCUGUUGCCCUAUCUGCAGGCCCAAGAGACGCAGGAGCCCAUUCUUCUCGACACGGACUGGCUGGCCAUCGGGCACGUGGACGAGUUCCUGCAGUUUCUCCCGGCCGACACCGAGCGCGGCUGGGUCGCUAUGGUCGACGAUCCCCGGGCGGCGAUCGAUCUACUCCGGACACUGCGCGACGAGGGACACGGUGGUUUGCAUGCCCUGUCGCGCAAUGAGUCCCGCACGCCGCGCGGGUGUAACGGCUGGGGUUGCGACCCGGCCCCGGUUCCGGCGACGACGAUCGAGCAGCUGCUCUCCGACGAGAAGUUGAUGCAGGUCAACCUCCGCUGCGCCGACCGGAUUGACGCUAACCUGGAUAUUCUGAAGCGCGAGGUGGGUCUGACGGACGACGCCGUGCUGCGAAUCCCGGCCCUAUUCCGCAACCACCCCUUCCCGGAGGAAGAAGGCCCUGAGGUGACGCAGGCGACGCUGAAAGUCGGCGCCUUCUUUCCUGGCGCCGUGAACAACCUUGUCCUGACGGGGUUUCGCACCUGUGUUGCGCCGAAUCCCUGGGGUCCCUCGCCGAACGGUACCGACGUCCUGGCGGAGGCCAUUCGGAGACAGUAUGCCAAGCUGGGAAUAGAAAUCAAAUUCAUCGACGAUUGGACCAGCCAUCAUGUGGAGGGAGGCGAAGUCCAUUGCGGUAGCAACACUCUCCGGGACAUGUCGCAACCCUGGUGGUAG
Aspergillus melleus is the source of this 1785-nucleotide messenger RNA. RefSeq names its product protein-arginine deiminase domain-containing protein. The record is from RefSeq and is a predicted model, not a curated record. The transcript has 2 exons. The coding region runs from base 1 to 1785 and encodes 594 amino acids. Gene Ontology annotation, cellular component: cytoplasm. Lineage: Eukaryota; Fungi; Ascomycota; Eurotiomycetes; Eurotiales; Aspergillaceae. Gene Ontology annotation, molecular function: protein-arginine deiminase activity; calcium ion binding.